CGUCUUUUAGGAUUACCAUUCGACAAAGAUCAACCCAGCACCGCUGGUAUUGACGUUAAUGUUAUCGAGCUAUCAGAACAAAAUGCGGAAGAUCCCUGGAAAAAGAGAGAAGUGAAGAAGUUUAUGACCAGUGAAAGUGAGGCAAAGACUGUGUUAUACAAAAAAACUGCCGAGUACCUUGAUAGAGGAGUUCAUAUGAAUUCAGAAGAAGAUGCGCCAGAGCCAUUGAAGCCAUUAUUAAGAGAAGAAAUCUCCAAAAUCAAAUCGCAGAGGUCCACUGAACACGACCAGAACGAAGUUCUUCGGGUAUUUGUAAGUGACUUUGCUGGACAGUCAAUCUAUUACGAUACCCAUGGCUGCUUUGUAAAACCGCAUUGCCCUUAUGUUUUGGUUCACGACCUUUCUCUGGAGUUUGAUAAACCCGCCGUUCCCAGGUUUAAAGCAAGUUAUGAAGAGGAAGAAAUAAAGAUGAACAAUCCUUAUCGUACUAGCAAUUUAGAUAAUUUUACAUCAUGGUUGAAGUUCCUUCAAGGUUUAGGAGAAUGCCAAGAUCAACAGUUUCCUGAUAAAUCUGGUCACUUUACCACUGCAAAGGGUGAGAACUUUAAACUGCCACCAGUUUUAAUAGCCUUAACUCACAGUGAUGAGGUAAAAGACAACGACAGCAAAAUAGAUUGCGUACAGAAGAGAAUCAACAAGGUCUUAUCUGGAGGAAAAUAUGAAAAUGUUCUCCCAGAGUUUUUCGUGAUCGACAAUACAUUGGAAGGCGACGAUGGAGACGACGUGCGAAAGCUUCGUAGAAAGCUUUUUGACCUCUCGAAUGCAGUGGUUGACCGGGAGACUUUAAUGCCUAUGAAGUGGCUAGAUUUUGAAGCUGCUCUAAGCCAGAAGCUAUCACCAAAUAGCAAGUAUAUCCCAGUUGACAAAGCUAAGCAGGAAGCGGAAGCCUGUGGCGUUGGGGAGUUUGAUCAUGCUAUCAAAUUUCUACACCGCCAAGGUGUGGUCGUACACCACAGUGGAGCCAGCAAGGUUGUGUUGGAUCCUCCCUGGUUAAUGAAUCGCUUUACGAAAGUGAUCUCCAUGCCUGGCAAAUUGGAUGCCUUGUCCAGGCACGCUCUUGAUGUGUUCAAGCAGAAAGGCAUUAUGUUUCAAGAAUAUCUUGAGACGCUGGAAGACGCCGAACUUUUAAAAGAGCUUAUGCAAAAGUUCAGUUUGAUUUGUCCUUGCCAGCACGAGGGAAAGGCAGCUUUUUGUGUCCCUUCAGUUGCCCCAGCUAUGAUACUAGGUAUGGAGUUGGAAGCUAGCAAAAUGGAGUUAAGCGUUCCAUCGCUGUUUCUGACAUUUCCUCGCCAACUUGUGCCGAUGAGCCUGUUUACGAAGCUUCAAGUGAAAUUAAUUUCUGAGUGGGAAAAGCGCUUCCCCAAUCAACAAGCCACGCCUUCUUUCUACUGCAACUAUUCCUUGCUUCCACUUAUUAUAGACGGCGACGUGUAUGAUGUUUAUUUAAUCGACUUCCACGAGUUCAUUAAGGUCUCCGUUUUUCCUAAACAGGAUGGCAACCAUUUCAAGUUUGCCAGUCAUCUCCUAGCCACCUUGAAAAAGUGCUUGGACGAUCUAAAAUCUCCAGACCAACUAUUAUUUAGCAUGACCAGCUAUGACCUCGAAGUGGAAUGUACCUGCUGCUUUGGUAAAGAAGAAACAAAAUGUUCUCGUCAUCAUAAGAUCCAGUGUCAUUCAGACCGUUGUGGGCACCGCCACUUCUGGAAGCUUAGUGACCUUCAGAGAUUCUACAACGAUAAAUCCCCUGCAGUUUGCCGGUCGGACAAACGCUUGUCCAAGGUGUUUGACAUAAAGAGUGUAAAAAUUUGGCUCAAUACUGGUAAGUGGCUAAUGCUAAAGGCGUUUUUACUUUGCCAGUUUUGAAAUCGUUAGUUGACAAUUAUCUUUGCUGUGGUUAGGACCAAGCCUGGGUUAGGACUAUCGAGGGAUUAGUGAGCUGAAGCAAGCAACGUUUCUGUCAACACGGACGGACGUCAUCUGAAAAUUGGUAUCACUAAUAUUGGAGGCGUUUUGCAUCAUAGCGCUCAUGUAAAGCCCUGGGCAAACUACGAAACAUUGUUUCCUGCCAAUGUUUCGCCAUGUUUCCCAGAGUGGGCAAACACUAGGAAACAUUGGUGAGAAACAUAGGGAAACAUCAAAUGUUUCUGAAGUUGGUAGGAAACAUUUUGCUUCCCGGGAAGCAAGUUUUGUUUCCGCAACAAUGUUUCCACGGAUGGGCAAACGUGGAAACAUUUGAGGAAACAUCGAGAAUCACAAAUGUUUCCGCAACAAUGUUUCCUAGUUUACCCAGCGCUUAAGGAAGCAAAAAAGUUUAAAAACCUUACGUUUUGUGAUAUGUGUUGAAGAUUACCACAAACAGACAAACUGAUACAAACACAGUUUUUAAUCCAGUCCCCCCUCGGCAAUCUGACGUCCGUGUUGACAAAAACGUCCUUUCCCUAAAGCUGGAGUAAUACGAGCAACAAAAUUGCUGCAACUUGCAACAAAAUCUGAUUUCAAGGCAUGUUAAGUAGGAAUGUCGACACAUGUUGCCGCGUGAUUUGUAAUGUAUGUGUAAACAUUUUCAAUUAACAUGCGUAGAAAUCAGAUUUUGUUGCAAGUUGCAGCAAUUUUGUUGCCCGUAUUACUCCACCUUAAGCUCCCUAAUAUAAUACGGCUCCCUAAUAUAAUACAGAUUUAGUAAGACAAACGUUUUGUCUCGUCGCCUGUCGGACCCAAUGUUGUCAAAGAGAGCCGCUCGCAGCCUACACAACAUCAGAAUGGGUAAAGUUGUAGUUGACAAUUAUAAUAGGCAUAUAAGUAAGAAUUAAAGUACAGGUAAACAAAUUAAAUGAUGGUAAAGUAUCUCCUGAUAAGGUUUUAUAUUCUUGUGGUGAAAGCAAUAUUUUACUCAUUCACUAUACGCUUAUUCGUAAAGUAUUAUUUGCACUACUCGAAAUAGAAUGCAUAUCUUAAUUCGUGCAGCCAUAUAUCCCCCUAUAUGUUUAAUUGUUUCAUCCGUUUUUUUCAAGUGCCUGAUACAGCUAUGGUAGAAGACAGCUCGAACUUUAGAUGGCCAAAUGAAACCUCAAGUGAAGCUUCAAGCUCAGGUAAUUGUUUUGUUACGGUUAGACUUUGACUAUACAUUCACAUUUGUUUGCAAUUUACAUUUCCGAUUUUGGAAGACCAUAUAUUUCUCGGCACACUUUGUAGGUACCGUGUGUGUUUUCAUCAGAAUUUUUUGCAGCAUUUUUAUUGAAUAUAAUUCAUAAAAGCUGGUAGUGCCUAAGCUUUAAUGUUCUUUUGUACGGGACUUUAAGUUGUUGCGUUAUUUCUAUGGCUCUUUAAAGAGGUAUCAAGGGAACCGAUCAGUUGGCCUGUUCUUGAUUACAGGCCAUAGGACGUUUUAGUCAUAAGCGUUGUAGAUAAUUUUCUCUCAUGUAUCUAUGUUUUUAAUCAUUUUUUUGUUGUAAUAUGUGGUUUUAAAUUACUCGCAGGUUCUCAAUCGACAGGAGACUCCUAUCCCAAAGGAUCUAUGAACGGUAUGAAUCAAUAAUAUAAUAAUCAUCACUAUUAUUACCUCCGCCAGGAAGUCAUGUUUUUAUCUGCGUUUGUACAGUCUGUCAAGAUAUGAUGGUCUUGAAUCCCGGCAAACUUCAAAGCUACAAAAUAGAAGAGCUUUGUUUGAUGUUGAAUUGUACCUCACCGUGCACAAAUCCUUUCUCUCAACUUCAUUAAAUAUUAUUCAUCGUCGUUGCACGUUUCAUCUCAGCUAUCCCUAUUGGAUGAUUACUUCAUUAUACAAAAAUACAAUAAGCUCAAUCACCUUGACCGUGCACGAAUUAAUAUAAACUCAGAUAAAAACAUAAUACAAUGACUUCUGUUGAGUUUCCAGACCAUCAUAUCUUGAUAGACUAUGGUUUGUAUUCAUAUUUCACUGUAUUUUUUUUAUUUGGGCCCCCCUUUAACUGGGACCACAGGGCAAAUUGCCCCUCCACCUCUAUGGGCGGCCUUGACAGCACCUGCAGUUACGACUAUCUAUGACAGCAUACAAUAUAUAGUUUCAUAAUAACAUGCUUGCAGGAAAGAAAUAUUUUUGUCUUGGCGAAUGAAAGGCGGCUUAGGCGUGCCAAACUUCUAAAGGAGUUCCAGGGACAAUACAUAUGUCCCACUCAAAGUCAUCGAACAUUUUGUCAGACGGUUCUCUGACCGAUUUUUAAGGCCUGGUCAUUACAUGCACUUUUCAAUUGUAUUGAAUUGAAUUCUUGUAAUUGUGAAAAUGUGAUUUGGCUCUUUCACAUUCUACACGAACCUUUGUAGAACUGAAAAUGAUUUUUUAGUGCCAGUAUAAAUAAAGUUAGUUUAGUUUAGGUUUUCUCCUGUAGCAACACUGGACCAAUAAGAGAUAAUCCUUUUUGGAUCUCUAGGAAGAACAGUUUAGAGCUAGUGAUAGAGCUAUCCAGUAUAAAUAAAGUUAGUUUAGUUUAGGUUUCCUCCUGUAAUAACACUGGAUCGAUAAGAGAUUAUCUUUACUGGGCCUCCAGGGAAACCUAAACUAAACUAAUAAAUAAAUAUAUUAGUUUAGUUUAGGUUUCCGCCCGUAUAGUAACACUGGAGCAACAGGAGAUCUUAGAAGACCUAUGGAGAGAACAGUUUAGAACUGGUAAAGGUAUCCUAAAUAAAUAAAUUUAGCCUAAUUUACUGUAGUUUAUCUAUGGUCUUAACUAAGACUUUUGUCUAACAUGCCUGAGCGUUAAGGUCAUGUUACACGGUGCAAUUUUUCUUGCAACUUGCAAUGCAAUUCUACUCUUGAGAGAUGUUUUAACAUCUAAUUAAAAUUGGUGAAAUCAGUGAAGAAUUUUCGAUAUGUUGAGAAAACAUCAGCGGAGUCAUAGAGAUUAUAAAUAACACUAGAGGAGGCAUCGAGUUUAAAAAUUGGGAACGCAGCUAAUGGGGGGCAAAUUCAAGUCUCGGAUAUAAAAUCGUGCUCUCAUUGGCUAAUUUGAAAGUCGUCACCAAUGAGUACACGAAUACACAUCCGGGACUUGAAUUUGCCCCCCAAUAGUCGCGUUCCCUUUUUUUUUACUGAAUUAAGAUUACAAUGCCUCCUCUAGUGUUAUUUAUAAUCUCUAUGAGCGGAGUGUAAUGAAGACUCGUAUUUGGCAAUUUUACAUCUCUCAAGAGUAGAAUUGCAUUGCAAGUUGCAAGAAAAAUUGCACCGUGUAACAUGGCCUUUAGUGAAUAUGGUGGGCUUAUACACGGGUGGUCUUAUAUUCGGAAGUUUACGGUAUCAGUGUUUUCUUUUUUCAAACAGAAAUAACGGGUUUCGAUGAUGAAGUUUGUGAACGGCACGUAUCGUGGUUGGCGCGACAUCUAAGCAAGGAUGUCGAAAAAGUUGCAAUGCUGUUAGAAGUUGACGCGGUUGAAAUCGAAGCUAUUAAACAAGGCGAACCCCUGCCAGAAAGACGAAACAUUGAAAUCCUUAACUCGUGGAGAAAUGCCGAAAUAAAGCUUGGAAAGAAACCAACGUGGGACAAAAUUCGUUUAUGCUUGGAAGAUGAAACCGUUGGACGGUGUGAUGUCAUUCGUGCUCUUUUGAAAGAAGACGAGUUGGAUUGCCGUGUUUUGUUGUGGCUUGCACCCCGCAUUGCAGCGUCGUUUCGAAACUACGCUCGCGUUCUUGGCGUGCCAGAAUGUGAAAUAGAUAUGUCCAGUCAGAAUUUUGAAGGUGUUGAGAGAAGCUGUAUGGAUGUUUUGCAAAGAUGGCGACGAAAGACAAGGAAUCCUAAAGUUGAAGACUUGAUACAAGCUUUAGAAGAUGAUAUUAUAAACAGACCUGAUCUAGCCGAAGAAAUGAGAGAGAAGUUUUGUAAUCACGAAGUCAAAGUAAGUGAUAAAGAUGGGAAUGUCCUGUGGUGUAUUGAUUUGAAUGAAAUACUCUGUGUAAGUGUCAAGACUGCCAUAAACUAGCUUUGUUUAGACUGGGUAACUCUAGUUCUAGCUGUGCUACACAAAGAGGUCCAGUAAGAAUCAUCCCUUAUUGAUCCAGUGGAGAAAACCAGAAUACCUGGCGAAAACCGGCUGAAUUUGGUUGAGUCCGCUUUGUAUAUAACUACUCACAAUUACACUUAAUUAAACGAUGAAGAAAUCUUUUUUAUUUAAGGAUGAGGUCCUGAGCCAGUUGGACAACCUGUCAAUAUGAGCAAGCCAAGGUUGAAGAUUUGAUACAAGCUUUAGAACAUGAUGUUACAGUAAAACCCGCAUAUAAGAACCUAGAUUUUCCAAGUUAGCCUAAACAGGUUCUUAUGUAUAUGGGGCCGGUUGUACGAAAGCCGUUUAACUUAAACGGUGUUUAGCCGCUAACCAGCGUAUAAAUUUCUCAUCCAGCGGAUAGUUAAACGGCCGAUAAAAUUGCGUUGUACGAAGCCCGUUUAGUACCGCGUUUAACUAUCCGUAGGAUAACCUUUAAUUUAACCGGAGAAAACCGGAUUUUCUUGAAAUUUCUUACCUCUACGUCAGCUGUUGCUAGGCCUUUGUAAACUUUUGAAGCUUUAUCUAACUUGUGAAUUCCACUAAGCUUUUGCAAUAAAGUUUGUUGUUGUUUUUAUUUGGAGUUUGCUCGUCCAUUCAUUGCUGCAAAUCUAUAUCAAACUUUUCUUUUUCACAUUGUGCUGAGUUUCUCAUUCACUUAUUAAUAAAUUCACUUUUACGGAUAUUUCUUUAAAGAUUUUUGGCUUCUUUAUGCGAAGAGUCGAAGCCAAUAGCGAAAACUGUGAGUUGUGUUUGGCUUUUGUCAGUUGAUUCAGUUUUAUACUGUUUGAAAUUUGUUCCUCGACCAUGCACUUUUGUUCAAAACAAUUUUAAGAACAUUUUGUCCCACGUUUUGAUUGGCUGAUCAAAGCGAUUAACGCGAGCGAACAAACUUUUUUCGACUUUCGGCGUCUUGUUGUCUAUUUUGUAUACUUGUUGGCUUUCCAAAGUUAUUGUUGUUUUAAAAUAGCUAAAAUUGGGAGUCUUACUGCUUGUUUUCAAACUAUAUAAUAGAAGAAAAGAAGGAGAAAAAGUCAGAGUAUACGUCUAAACACUGACACUGGCGUGCGUAAAUAUAGCAAAGCCACGGAAUUACAAGUGAGCAAGUUACCUCAGUGUACCUCAAGAUCAAGCCAGUUAAAAGUGAGUUUCCAUGUUUAUUGGAUUUAAAAAGAUAACUCCUCUACAUGAUUGUGCAUUUUUAUAACUAUCCCAUGCUUUUUCAUCCGAAAUAAUCAUUGUUUUAUCUUCAAACUCCGAGUUUACCCGCUGUAUAGCGAUUUAAACGGUCUCAAGAGACCGUUUAAGGUGGCUCCCUACAGUUAUUCUUGUUUAAGCAAUAAUUCCGUAAAACAGGCUUAUUCGUGCAGAACGCGAAUUCUUUUCGACUUGGUGGCAAUAUUGGUCACCUAAGGAAUAUUUUGAACUAGAUUUCGACGAUGUCAAUGUUCCCAUGGCAACAUGACGACAGCAUAAAGCCUUCCAAUUUAACC
Messenger RNA from Paramuricea clavata, 7562 nucleotides. Lineage: Eukaryota; Metazoa; Cnidaria; Anthozoa; Malacalcyonacea; Plexauridae. The record is from the annotation of a GenBank genome assembly.